UAAGACUGUCGGAUUUGAGCAGUGCAUCUCUCCAGAGGUAGGACAAAGCAACCCACAUAUCUCUGCUUGGGGCCCACACAAAGUCUUGUAGGCACAAUGUUCCAGAAGAAGGUGUUUGUUUAAUGUUUAGCUACACACCUGGGCAUCUAGAUUGCAGUCGUCUGCUUUUUCCAGAUUAUACCCACAACUCCCAAAGAAGGCAACUAGGACCUCAACCAAGUCUACUGGGAGAAGAGAAGAGGGAUCAAUUUCGCCCAACAGCCCAUUGCUCAGAGCCAGUUUGCGGGAAGGAUUUUCCUAAACCCCGGGGCCCCUGGGAGCCAUCAUCCUUCAGCUAUUGCACCAAAAAUUCAACAUGCCAACGAGAGUUGUCGACCUCAGAUUCUGGGCUUUCUUUUCUUUUGUCCUUACAGCACAAGCCCUGAAGUGCCAUUACUGUCUACGGGAGACUCCAACUCAAGGCUGUCAAUGCAGAGUGAAUGUAUGUUUCCCAAGAGAGAACCAAGUAUGCAUUGCAAUCACUGUCCUCCAUGGACAAACGCUCAGGUACAGAAUGGAAGGCUGUACCAACAGCCUCGCUGACUGUACUAUACAAAUGAGACACAGGGUUGGCUAUCGGGUGACUGUCAUGUGCUGUCAAACUGAUAUGUGCAACCACUGGGACAAUGAUCAUUAACUUAAAAGAAAAAUAAGAUGCAAAUCAGGACUCUCACAGUUCUCUGCAAUGUGGCAAGCUCAAAAGAUUGGAAGUGAAGUAGAAGUGGGGGGGUCUGCAUGUGCUCCUGAGUGUGGGCAUCUCUGUGUUAGGAAUGAUUGAAUGUACAAGUUUUCUUUUUGCCAUAUUUCUCAUUUCUUCGAUAGUGCAUUUGUUUUGGUCUACAUUAAUAUCAGUUUGAGAACAUGAUAAAGUUUGUCCUAUGAAAAGUCACCCCCUCAAAUGACAUGCAUUUUACACAUUUUGAACACGCCUUUUCCAGUUUGUACACAGAGUGAGACGUAUAUUGGACUUGGUUUUCUAUCAGGAAUGGGAAGAAGGUGACGGUGUGGAGAAGCUGACCAUUGCUCCAUUGCCACGGACCAACCAUCAUUUGGUUAAAUUUUGACUCAUUGCACCCCUAACCUCUGCAGGGGUGAAGGACCAAUUAAAAUGGUCCACCCCAGGAAGCUUACGGCUCCAAAAGGAUUCCUGACGGCUCUUGGGGAAUCUCCCGCCCCCUCGGUAAUUGAUUCAGCUGAUGCUGUGGUCACUCUCUGGAAGAGGGAGAUGACUGUCACUCUCUGGAAUAGGCAGCAGGUGGAAAGGAGUACUAGAGUUGAACUUCAUUGACAUCACCCCUUCGGGGUGAGAAGGGAGGAGUAUAAAUACUGUAAAUAAAUAAAUAAAUAAAUACACGUGGUGUUUAUCUCACAGAAAAUCAGAUUGGGCAUAGAACUGAAACAGCCUUGGUCGCCUUAGUAGAUGAUCUACGCCGGGAACUGG
This is a messenger RNA of Anolis carolinensis (green anole), 1480 nucleotides long. Its product is annotated as lymphocyte antigen 6 complex locus protein G5b-like. Lineage: Eukaryota; Metazoa; Chordata; Lepidosauria; Squamata; Anolidae. The transcript is spliced from 3 exons. The coding region runs from base 356 to 676 and encodes 106 amino acids. The record is from RefSeq and is a predicted model, not a curated record.